AUGAGCGUUUUCCGCUCCAUCUUCUCGAGGAAUUCAAUGGGAAUUAUUGGUUCCCUCAAACGCUUCGACAACUGGGCCAAAUCUAUCAAGUUGGACAUGGCGGCUUUUCUUUGCGGAUUUCCCGACGUCACUGUCCACACGAUGACUGUAAUCGAUAUUCCCCACAUCCAUACCAUCCGACUGCGGUACUGCAACUGCGCCAGAGCGAAAGAAGCCGAUAAUGUCACCCAGUUAUUACGGAAUGCCUGGUACCCAGCAACCGUGAUCGAGCCAGCCACCUGCGUGACCUUCCGAACACUGAAAGCUUACCGACUUCUCAAUGUUCAAGGAAAUCUCAAUGUGACGGACUUCAUUGUGUUUUAUCUAUUUUCCUUUGCGACCUUCUUCACUAAAUUUCACUCCAGGAGCGUGCUCGACAAUUCCAUAGGAUCUCUCGGCAGUGGGCCUUUCUCGCUCGCUGCAAGCAUGCAGGACGUGGCCAUGAUCCAGCUGGAAUCGAAGCCACACAACUUGGUGCAUGCGCUGUCGCUUGCUGGGCUUGCCCCCACGAUGGUCGAAAUCUGCCAAACAAUUGGCGGUCUGCGGAUCCCCGUCUCCAGUUUGUCUCCUCAUCGCAUGCGCUUUAACACCUGA
Messenger RNA from Mycena indigotica, 633 nucleotides. Its product is annotated as CxC2 domain-containing protein. NCBI's taxonomy places the organism in Eukaryota, Fungi, Basidiomycota, Agaricomycetes, Agaricales, Mycenaceae. The record is from RefSeq and is a predicted model, not a curated record. The coding region runs from base 1 to 633 and encodes 210 amino acids. The transcript is spliced from 3 exons.